UCACUAGCAGUGACUCGUGCUACCAAUGAAUGGCUUCAAAUAGAGGGACUGAUUUCAGUAAGGACCAACUUCCUUACUUGUGCUAAGGGCCUCACUGUGCUUGACCCUUUGCUCUGUUUGCUUGUGUGUGGCAGGUUAAGUUGCAGGCAAGAUGUCAGAGAACCCUUUAUGGUACAACAGUACUGUACUAUUACAACCAAGUGUUCAGGUCACAGGUCACAAUGGUGUCUCAGCUAAAUUUUUGAUGUGCUCAACAUUCAC
Messenger RNA from Mycena citricolor, 261 nucleotides. The record is from the annotation of a GenBank genome assembly. NCBI's taxonomy places the organism in Eukaryota, Fungi, Basidiomycota, Agaricomycetes, Agaricales, Mycenaceae.